AUGGCCAAGAAGGAUAAGGGAAAGAGAAAGCUCGACAGAAAAGCCAAAAAGGUUCAAGAGGAAGAGGAACUCCAAUCCCUCGAAAAACGGAUCCAGGAAUUCGAUCCUGCCGUUGACGGAGCCUCCAUCUCCGAUUUUGCCAACCUUCCCAUCUCAAAAGCUACCCUUCAGGGCCUUAAAGAAGCCAACUUUGUCACAAUGACUGAUAUUCAAAAAAAAACUAUUUGCGUUUCUUUGAAAGGUGAUGAUGUUAUGGGAACUGCCAAAACCGGGUCUGGUAAGACUUUGGCUUUCUUGGUGCCAGUAAUUGAAGCAUUGACUAGAGCGCAGAUCACCGAAUUUGAUGGAUUGGCAGCCUUGGUUAUCUCGCCAACGCGUGAAUUAGCUGUGCAAAUUUUCGAGGUGCUCACAAAGAUUGGUAAAUACAAUUCUUUCUCUGCUGGUUUGGUUACUGGUGGAAAAGAGGUUCAAUUCGAGAAGGAGAGAGUGGCUCGUAUGAACAUCUUGGUAGGUACUCCCGGUCGUAUCUCGCAACAUUUAAAUGAGACAGUGGGUAUGGAUACCUCCAAUUUGCAAGUUUUGGUUCUAGAUGAGGCAGACCGUUGUCUUGAUAUGGGAUUCAAAAAGCAAAUUGAUAGUAUUGUCGGCCACUUGCCUCCCACUAGACAAACGCUUUUAUUUUCCGCCACCCAGUCUGACAACGUCAGUGAUUUGGCCCGUUUGUCGCUCACUAAUCCCAAGAGAAUUGGUGUCUCUGCUGACAACUCCGUUUCUGCCACUCCAGAGUCUUUGGAGCAAUUUUAUGUUCGUAUCCCUCUCGGUGAGAAGCUUGAUAUGUUGUGGUCUUUCAUUAAAUCGCAUCUUAAGGCUAAAAUCUUAGUGUUCUUCUCUUCGCUGAAACAGGUUCAAUAUGCAUAUGAAUCGUUCCGUACCUUACAGCCAGGUAUCUCUUUGUUGAAACUUUAUGGCCGUCACAAGCAAGUGACACGUCUAGAAACUACUACGAAGUUCUCGCACGCACAGUACGCUUGUUUGUUCGCAACCGAUAUUGUUGCUAGAGGUUUAGAUUUUCCUGCUAUUGACUGGGUGAUCCAGGUUGAUUGUCCAGAAGAUCCAGCCACAUAUGUGCAUCGUGCAGGCCGUUGUGCUCGUUUUGGUCGUCCUGGUAAAUCUUUACUCAUGUUGCUUCCUUCAGAGGAAGAAGCUAUGUUGACAAGACUUAAGGCGAACGGAAUUGAGCCCAAAUUUAUGAAUAUAAAGCAAAAGAACAAAAAGACAAUCAGACCACAAUUACAGUCUUUGUGUUUUAAAGACCCAAAAAUGAAGAAUUUGGGUCAAAGAGCUUUCAUCUCUUACUAUAGAUCUAUUUACGUCCAAAAGGACAAGGAGGUUUUCAAGGUUGAUGAACUACCCGCUGAAAAAUAUGCUGCAUCUUUGGGUUUGCCUGGUGCCCCGAAGAUUAAAAUUAAGGGAGGAGAGGCUUCCAAGGAGAGAAAGAAUAUGUCAAAGGCUCUCUUGAAUCUAGAAAAGGCCAACGCGGAGGGUGAGGAUGCAGACAAUGGACAGAAAAAGGUAAGAACAAAAUACGACAGAAUGUUUGAAAGGCAGAAUCAAACGGUCCUUUCAGAGCAAUAUCUUAAUAUGACUGGCACCAAAAUCCGCAAGAAUGGCGAUGAUGAAGAAGAAGAUGACGAAGAUGAUUUCAUGAAAGUCAAGAGAAAGGACCAUGAGAUUGUUGAUGAAGAGCUUCCAGAUUUGACACUCCCUGCCUCUAAAAGGGCAGCAAAGAAGGCUCUUUCGAAAAAGUUGUCCCUUGCCAACCAUGGUUUACCAACAAAGCUUAAGUUUGAUGAUGAUGGUGAAGCGCAUCCACUUUAUGAGCUCGAAGAUGAAGAGUCUUUUAAGAGUAAGGGUGAUGCAGCUACUCAAAAGGAACAAUAUGUUGAGAAGGAGACAAUGGCUAUGAACGAGGCCGAUGUGGAGGAUAAAGAAACGGCCCGCGCGAAGAGACAAGAGAAGAAGAGAAAGCGGAAGGAGGCUGAGAGAAGACUCCGUGAUGAAGACGACAGCGAGGAUGAUGAAGAAACUAUCGUUACAUUAGGCACUGCAGACUUGGAUAGAGACCUCGAAUCUUCUGAUGAAUCUGACGACGAGCCCUCUCAAAAGAAGCCUAAGUGGUUCCACAAAUCGAACAGAGCAGAUGACAAUGAAGAUGAUGGUAUCGUUGAGCUCGAUGAGCCUCAGACAUUGGAAGAUCUCGAAGCCUUGACGUCUCGUUUGAUCAACAACUAA
Messenger RNA from Australozyma saopauloensis, 2292 nucleotides. RefSeq names its product RNA-dependent ATPase (gene HCA4). Bases 1 to 2292 code for a protein of 763 amino acids. Lineage: Eukaryota; Fungi; Ascomycota; Pichiomycetes; Serinales; Metschnikowiaceae. The transcript has a single exon. Gene Ontology annotation, molecular function: RNA helicase activity; ATP binding; nucleic acid binding. Gene Ontology annotation, cellular component: nucleus. Gene Ontology annotation, biological process: rRNA processing. The record is from RefSeq and is a predicted model, not a curated record.